AUGGCAUCGUACGAAGCAUUAUAUGGUAAAAGAUAUUGUUCUCCUAUUGGAGGGUUUGAAGCUGGUGAGGUUAACUUAUUGGGACCCGACUUAGUACAAGAAGCUAUUGACAAGGUCCAAUUGAUCAGACCGCGAUUGCUCACAGGCAUGAUGCGAUUCGGGAAAAGAGACUCCUCCCAAGUGCUUGAAGCACCUACUAUACCACUCGAUGAGAAGUUGUCUUACGAGGAGGAGCCGAUGGCUAUUGUCGAUAGACAAUUGAGGAAGUUACAGUCAAAAGAAAUUGUGUUCGUUAAAGUCUUAUGGAGAAAUCAUACUGUUGAAGAAGCUACAUGGGAAAUAGAAGAUGCUAUGCGAGUCAAGUAUCCUUAUUUAUUUCAGUCUACAG
Molecule: messenger RNA, 388 nt
Organism: Nicotiana tabacum (common tobacco)
Lineage: Eukaryota; Viridiplantae; Streptophyta; Magnoliopsida; Solanales; Solanaceae
Source: RefSeq, a predicted model, not a curated record